This is a messenger RNA of Colossoma macropomum (tambaqui), 4322 nucleotides long. RefSeq names its product coiled-coil domain-containing protein 81-like. Lineage: Eukaryota; Metazoa; Chordata; Actinopteri; Characiformes; Serrasalmidae. The coding region runs from base 2005 to 3945 and encodes 646 amino acids. Gene Ontology annotation, cellular component: centrosome. The record is from RefSeq and is a predicted model, not a curated record. The transcript has 14 exons.
AUUUUGCUCAAAUGCUCCAUAUUAAUCCAUUAAUUUUGGACUUGCUGUUGGGCGCCCUUUAGUGUUUGAUAAACCUGGAAGACAUUGCUGAGUGGCAGUUCUCCUGUCUACAAAUUCUCUGGUACCACCUGAGACUUUCUAACAUAACAGGAGGGGAACCAUGUAAUGCCAGCUCAGCCAAUCAUAUCAGACCUCUUAAGUUGUAAGCCAGUCAUAUCAGACCUGGGGGUGGGGCUCUGGUGCUCCUCACUCUGCAAAGUAAUGCCAGUCAGUAACUGCUGAAGUUGUGACAGGAUUUUGGCUAAAAGCUCACAAAAAUGAAAAUUAGGCCUUAUUUAAAAUGUAGAAUAUACAGUCUGAAUCAGUAAGUAGUCACAGAGCAAAGUAUCUACCUACAGUAUAGAUUUGUGCAAAUUAUGGUCAACAUAGUUGGCUAUCAAGUUAUUAGCCGGUUGCUUGUUAGCUAGCUAACUUUAAGUUUGUGGGGCAAAGAAAAGAGGAUAGGCCACCUGACUAUACAGGAUGAAUGUUAUCUAGAUGAAGAGCCAACUAUUUGAAGAAUUUUAAGAAACUUCACAGAUUAUUUUCAUAUUUCUAUAAAGUAUUUUGAAACAAUCACAUCAGUGUUAGCUAUAGUUUGUUUUUACUCUAUAUAGCUAAAAUUUGCGUUGUGUAGCGCAGUUUUAUAUCACUUAACUCUUCAAUUUAUACAUGGUAAUUAUGAGAUGGCAGCUUUGUAGAAGACCAGUCAGGUGAGAAGAUUUUGGCCAAUUCAAACAAAAAAAUAAACUCAUUGAUCCUUGAGUUCUUGUAAGUCUGAGCCUAAUAAAAAAAUGUGUUACUAAACAGGCAAGAAGCUGAAGGAGACCACUUCCUGACUUAUGACAUGACAAAUGGGAAGAAAACAGACAGCCUGUUGUGAUUGUACUUGUUUUGGGGCCUGAUAAUUGUUCCGCUUAUAGACUGAAAGCCCUGACGUUAUUUGUGCUUAAAUUACUAUCAAAUUAUAAUGAUUUACUUUCAUGCUAUCAGUUGUUAUCCCUCAAUCCAGGCGAAUUGUUUGUACUGCCAGGUUGAAAAUUCAAGUGUACUUAUUUUUGGGAGAAGAACAAACUCUAAAAAACCCACGAACUGAGAGAGUACGGGUCAGUGUCGCGCAGAAUUCCUAGCAAGUUAGCUGAUUUCUGUUCUUAUUUUUCCUACAGAUGUUGUUUUUAAACAAAUAACACAUUCACGUUAUAUAUAUAUAUGCUUAAAUGCAAGUUUGGGUGCACUUUACAUGUUUUUGACACUCUAACCAUGAAUGUGUUUAGUGUCUCUGCUGAGUAGUCAGUGUAGCUGUAACAAUACACCUGAAUUUGCUGCUUGGUCAGUAGUUUUAGCAAAGUUGGUGUAAGAGUAUGUAACUGAAAGCUCUUUUGAUAGUUUUUUCUACAUCUCAACCUGUAUAAUUAUAAUAAUGUCACUGAUGUAAAAAUGAGUUAAACAUUGUAUGAGUUACUUUAGCUUAAAAGCCCAAGUUUCUACGGGAGUGUAGUCUGGGUCAUGUUUACUUACACUGUUCAACUGGAGUGUGUUCAACUUAUGUGUAGUUUUCAAGGCUUAAUUCAUUUGAGGCAACGAGUUACCUCAGAAAGUUUGAGUGAACUGAACUUGUCAGGGUUUACAGUGUAAAAUGGCCCAGUUUGAGGCGGUUAAGUGCUGAAGUACAGUGUGUUGGAUGUGGCCGCACUCUGUACUUCUUUAAGUAUCCACUAGACUCCGUAUAGAGAAUGAGAGAAUAGAGGAAAGUGGCAUUGCUGGGGGUUUGAGUUUAUUGUGACGUCCUCCCAUAGCAACCAGAGGAACGUUCUACAGCUCGAGAAGGAGCGCGAGAGCGCAUUUCCCGCCAGAUUUAUCCACAGAAUGGCUGGAGAAGACGACGGGGUCAGCGUUAAUCACACUAAAGUGCAGUAAAGCGCUGGUUUCUGUCUGCCAGCGCGACUCUGAGCUGUUUUUCUCGCCAUGACUGACUUUCUCCUCGCCGUGGUGUCGGAGCGGAACGCCUUCCCGACCCUCGCCCGGCUGACCGAGCACGAUGUGGAAGCUAUUUGGGCAAACGUGGCAUCUUUCAUCGAGCGCCAGAUGACCAUGCAGAAGGGGGUGUGCAUUUCUGGCUUGGGAACAUUUACCUUCUCUCAGAUGAAACUUGAUGUGGGCAGCAAGUAUGUGCUCAUUCAGCGUCCCGUCUUCCUCUUAUCUGAGAGACUUUCCCAGUCUCAUGGCCUCAAACAGACCAAACCUCUUGCUGCAGCAGGAGACAUUCCAGUGGUGCCGCUCAACUUCACAGCCCUGUCCACGGAGAGCCCGUUUGACCGGGACGUGGUGGAGGGCUGCAUCCGGGAGACGCUUCUCCUGCUGCUCCGUGCUGUUUCCACCCAGCGCACUGUUGUCUUCACCUUCAGAGGCAUUGGUGUCCUCUCGUUCCACCACAGCAACGUCAAGAUGAAGUUCUACAAGGACUUUAUCUCUGCCAUGGAUGGCACUGGGAAACUUUUAUGGGCCCUAACCAACAGACCUGGAACAAGCUGCUCUGUAGUUUCUGGGAAACUUUCCAGUCUCCAACGACCCAUGACCAGCAAUGCCAUCCUGCUCCCCAAAAUCUCCUCAGGAGAGUCACCAAGAGAGGCAGAUGAGGACGAAAGCACAGACCCACCAGCCAAGCCUAAUGACAGAGAAGAGGAGAAGAAAAACGAGAUCAAACUCUCAGCACAACCCAAGUCCAGGCUACCCAUAGCUAAAACAAAUGCAGACCUCUCCACAGAUGAACCAGAUGCCAAGGCUUUACCAGAUCCAGAAAGACAUGCUGGAUUCUCUCAGCCACCAGAUGGUGCUGUUGAACAAGUGGAAGUAAAGAGAGAAGAACCCUCCUCUAAUCCGGCCUGUCAUGACCACGCUCGAGCCGGACAGGAGCUAUGCUACCUGUGUAUGCAGCGAGCGCAGCGUAACGUGCCCCUGUAUGUUGCGGAGGAGAGGCGGAGAGAAGAGCAGGAGGAAAAGAAAGUCCUGAUGCUCGCUGAACAACACAAAGAUGAGCAGUUUUUGCAGAAAGAGCAGGCCGAACAAGAGGAGAAGCGAGAGAACACCAAAAAAAUAGCAGCAUUUAAUCUGGGGACCGCUGAAGCACUGAGAGCAAAGAAGUCAGCAAAGCCCUCCCGGUUUGAGGGCUCGUAUAUCUUUAGUGGACGUCCAGUCACCCCUCCGGCACUUCUAAAGCAGAGACGAUACAUGCAGGAGCUGAUGGAGCAGGUGGAGUGCAGGAGGCAGCAGCUCACACAAAGCCUCCGGGACCACAAGCUCAUUGACCGGCUGCAUCAGAUCCAGCUCGCAGAUGAGAUUGAGAAACAAAAAUCCCAUGAACUUCAUCAGAAGAAGCAGAACAUCAAGAGCCUCCAGGAAGCCCUGAGCACCCAACUGGAGUAUCGCGGCACUGGGAUCCCCGCUCGACAGCCUGACUCUGAUGGCCCUGUUUUCGGGGUGUAUGACAGAGCUCCAGAAGCACUGGCUGAGCAGAAGCAGAGAGCACGGAGGCUCUUCCAGGAGCAGAUGAACACAGCCAACACCAAGAGGAAGGAGGCGCUGUUCAACCGCCUCAGUGAGCAGAGGACAGAGAGGGACAUGCUGCACCGCAACCGCAAAGAACUGAUAGCAGACAGAAUCUCCUGUUACGAGAGGCUGCGUAGUCUGCGGGCGUCGCUGGAGGACACAUGGAACCGCAGUGCUGACUUGAAACACCACCGAGACCUCGAGGAGAGAGCUUUCAUCAGGUCAGGCAGUGGGCUGCUCAUAGACCAGUGUGAGCAGUAUCGCCGCUGCUAUCAGUGCAAGAGAAAGACUAGCAACUGCGGGGAGAGCAACAUCUGGAAGGAGUCCCGCUACAUCCCCGGCUCCCGGUUGAUGGUGUAGCCUCCUCUAACAAUGCAAGCAAAUGGAGCAUAAAAUAAUCUAAAACAAUCAAUGACUGAUAGCAACUGACAAAAGCUGUGAUGCUACAACUCUAAGACUUGAAGUUUUGACACCUUAAAACUUGAAUGUUUAUCUUUUUGUUUACAGUCUGGUGGGAAGUUUAACGACCGCGCUGGGGGCUUUAACACUUUCUCCAGGGCCUAACGCAAUCAUACAGACGCAUGCUGAUGUCAACUGUCAGUCAAUAAAAUGUGUGAAAGCUACAAAAUGUCCCUCUUUUGAUGUCUAAUGGGUGGAGGAGCAUUCACAGUGCAGAGUGGAUCACACACAAUUCAGUGUCACUGCUGGACGUAGAAUGGUCCACCAACCAGAAAUAU